Athene cunicularia (burrowing owl) is the source of this 6474-nucleotide messenger RNA. RefSeq names its product BRISC and BRCA1 A complex member 2 (gene BABAM2). Gene Ontology annotation, cellular component: BRISC complex; BRCA1-A complex. Lineage: Eukaryota; Metazoa; Chordata; Aves; Strigiformes; Strigidae. The record is from RefSeq and is a predicted model, not a curated record. Gene Ontology annotation, biological process: double-strand break repair. Bases 1077 to 2228 code for a protein of 383 amino acids. The transcript has 11 exons.
AUCUUGUAAGGCAGUAAAUACAGUAUGUAUUGUACAUCAAUUAAAUGGGUGUUUUUAAAAAUAUAUUCUCGUGGUCAGAGUUUUAAGUAUGAGUUCUGCCCCACUUGUCAGUAGCUUGUUUAUGUUACCUUGAGUCAUUUCCAGCUUUGUUUUCUAAAACCGUCAAAUUCAGUUAAUUUUCAGAUGAAACUCAGUGCUUAAGAAUACAAUCGAGUAUGUUAGCAUUUCAAAAGACUACUUACCCUUCUUUUCUCCCAUUUCUCCUACCACAAUCUGUCCACAUACUCUAGCCUUUUUGUGGAGCAAUGUGUUAAAAUAUGUGCAUGCUCUGUUUCCGUGUUUCAGCUAAAAAGCAGCAUGUUCUUAAAGUGUGCUGACUUAAGGGCCUAACUGGUAUUUAGCAUAAGGUUACACAAUUACAAGCACUUCUGAAAAAGCUGUUCUUAAUAUGUGUGUACAUCAGCUUCCUGAUGUGUUUUGUGAAUGAAGAUGCCUUUCAAAGGGUAUGGGGAUACCGCUGAAAGAAAAGCAGUGUUAGCCCUUAAAAGGCAUCAUGAAAUGCUGUAAACAGCUACCUAAUGAAGUAAUGUAAAAGUAAUAGUGAUUAUGGUUAUACUAGUGGUAUUAGAAAUUACAAAUGAGAAUACAGAGACAUAAUCAAACCCCUGGUCCCAUUGCAAUCAGUAAUACAAGUCCCAUUGAUUUCAGUGGAAGCAGAACAAAUUUGGCUUGUCAAUUAUAGACUCCUAAUGGAAAUACAAGAAGGGCUAGGCUGUGAAGUGUCAGAAUGGCCCUCAAUUUUAUUUCUUUCUCAUAGGGGUAGGAUCUUAAUUAAAAGAACCUAGGAUGUAAGUCUGGUUUUACGCUGACAUUGAAUAAAUGGGCUUUAUUUUUUCUUUAUAAACUGUGCACACUUCAGUUACUCUAUAUUCCCAAUCCUUUGCAUACUUUUUUCUUGUGGUGUUUGCAGAGUGCAUGUGAAUGUUACAUCAAAUAAGGAGGAUGGUUUUUGAUUUUAACUCCCCCCUUACCAUCCCUGUACAGCUCAAGACUAAAGGAAAGAGGAACAUACUAAAAUGUCACCUGAAGUUGCCUUGAACAGAAUUUCUCCAGCACUCUCGCCCUUCAUUUCCAGCGUGGUCAGAAAUGGAAAAGUAGGACUGGAUGCUACUAACUGUUUACGGAUUACAGACUUGAAAUCCGGCUGUACAUCCUUGACCCCUGGACCUAGCUGUGAUCGGUUUAAGCUACAUAUUCCUUAUGCUGGAGAAACACUCAAAUGGGAUAUAAUUUUCAAUGCUCACUAUCCUGACCUACCACCAGAUUUUAUCUUUGGAGAGGAUGCUGAAUUUUUGCCAGAUCCUUCUGCCUUGCAUAAUUUAGCUUCUUGGAAUCCUUCAAACCCUGAAUGCCUCCUGCUUGUUGUGAAAGAGCUUGUGCAGCAGUAUCACCAAUUUCAGUGCAGCCGAUUACGUGAGAGCUCUCGUCUCAUGUUUGAAUAUCAGACUUUACUUGAAGAGCCCCAGUAUGGAGAAAACAUGGAAAUCUAUGCUGGCAAAAAGAACAACUGGACUGGAGAAUUCUCAGCUCGCUUCCUCUUGAAGUUGCCUGUAGAUUUCAGCAACAUUCCUACAUACCUUCUCAAGGAUGUGAAUGAAGAUCCUGGAGAAGAUGUUGCACUUCUCUCCGUUAGUUUUGAGGAUGCAGAAGCUACUCAGGUUUUUCCUAAGCUGUACCUCUCCCCACGUAUUGAACAUGCACUUGGAGGAUCAUCUGCCCUUCACAUCCCAGCCUUUCCUGGUGGAGGUUGUCUCAUCGACUAUGUACCCCAAGUAUGCCAGCUGCUAACAAACAAGGUGCAAUAUGUUAUUCAGGGAUACCAUAAGAGAAGAGAGUAUAUCGCAGCUUUCCUGAGUCACUUUGGAACUGGUGUGGUGGAAUACGAUGCAGAAGGCUUCACAAAGCUUACUCUGUUGCUGAUGUGGAAAGAUUUUUGCUUCCUUGUUCACAUUGACCUACCCCUGUACUUUCCUCGAGACCAACCAACUUUAACAUUUCAGUCCGUCUACCACUUCACUAACAGUGGCCAGCUGUACUCCCAGGCCCAGAAGAAUUACCCUUACAGCCCCCGCUGGGAUGGCAAUGAAAUGGCCAAGAGAGCAAAGGCAUAUUUCAAAACGUUUGUCCCUCAGUUCCAGGAGGCAGCAUUUGCUAAUGGGAAGCUUUAGGCAGCCUCAGGCACAGAGAUGAUACUGGACAGAUCCUUCAGUCUGCACAUGUCAGCCCACAAGAAGAAAGCCUGGAAAUGGGUUGGAUUCUCUUGAUAGGUGCUUUCUUGCCUCUGAAAUGGUUUUGGUAGCUUCAGGUUUUGUCAGAUUUCUAAAACAAAGACCUCACUAGCAUGCUUAAAACUGAAUAUUUGAUAUUCAUCCUGAUAUUCAUUUUGUAUAUCUACUGGAUUAAAUUUAAAAGGGCGUGUUUUGAUGUGAUAGUAUUUUUUGUGCCAACAAUGUCCUUUAUAUUAUGCCUUGUUUCCUUGCCUUCAGAUGGUGUCAAUUGGAUUUUUUUUUCCACAGAAAUAUGAUGUCAUUUGUAUAUUUAGUUAACAUUUCCAGCUUAUCCUAAGAAAAUACAAAACUGCCGUAUGUACCAGGAAUGCCUAAUGGACUGUACAGUGCCAUAUUCUACCUUGGAGGUUUGCGUCUCAUUGUGGUUGUUAUUCUCACAGGUAUGGAUAUGAGUUGCACAGUUCAAAUCUCAGUGCCUUUCAAGUUGGUCUGAUAUUAAUAUGGCAGGGUGUUGGCAAUUUUUUUUUAAUAUUUCAAUUGAAAGCUCAUCUUAUAUGAAAUGCUGUGCUUUUAUGCUUUGUUUUUAUUUCUAGUUGUACAAUUUUGGUGUUUUUCUGAAGAACUCCCCUUUCCAUUAUGAUGAAAUUCUACUUCUUUAGUACCAAUGCACAAGAAACUAAUUGUAUGCAUCAGUAUAACAAAAUAAAGCUCUUUCAUAGACCUGUAAUUUUUCCAAGUAAGAUAAAUACUUCUAAGAAGCAAACUUUCAACAAAGGAAUUAAUAAUGUCUUGGAAAAUACCUGAUGAAAUAGUGUAUGGCUAUAGGUAUUUACCUUAAUGCUUAAGUUCAACAUGUCUUCUCAGAAAUAAUUUUAAGUAUAUAUAACUGGAAGCAUUACCUCCCCUAGUUCUGAAAUGCCAAAUGCAAAAUCCCACCUAUUCAUCCUUUCUUUCACGCUUGUGUCAGGCGCACCAGUUGGGGCUAACUGUCACGAUGUCACUUCCCAAAUUAAUUUGUAAAUAGACCAGGGUACUUUCCAGUAAGGAAUAAAAUUAACAGUGUAUGUUCCUUAUAAAUGGCAUAUGGAAAAUGUGCCCUACUUCUGCUAAAUAUAAGGAACCAAAUGAAUAGUAUGCAGAUGAUACAGUGGCACUGAAAAACAUUUAAUUUUAAAUUAUUCACCAUAGCACAACUAUCUGCUUAUGCAAUGAAAUCUCAUCAAAUUACUUGAUUGGCAGUAUUCUCCUAUCCUUUCUAAAACUUGUUAUUUUGCAUUUAAAAUAGUGCUUUCCAGGGGAAUGUCCACCUAGAAAGUGUAGAUGGGUUUUGAGCAGUGAAGCUUAAUAAUUAAGAAUUAUGCAAAUAAUUUGCCUCUAGAAACUACAGGUAUUUUUAGCUAGUUUAUAGGCAAAAUUUUAGUUUAUGUUUAAUAUUGAAGUUCUUGGCUGGAAAUUAAGCUGCAAACAAAAUCAGAAGCCUUACUGCAAAUCUAUGGAGGAGGGGGCAUUUUCUGUCCUGUGACCUACCCCCUUGUGACUCUCUCUGCAUUAUCUGAGGGCUGUAAAUGGCUCCAAAGGUCUGAGCCUGAAUUCCCUCUGUGGAGGCAUUGCAUUAGGCUUUUGCAUGCAAAUCAAGACUUACAGCAGAUGUGGAGAAUAAUGGUUUUAUGUGAACAGCAAAACCAUAACUGAACAACCUUAAAUGACUCAAAACACAUUAUUCAGUAUACCAGGAUGAUCUCACAUCGGCAUUUCUUUGGAUAAGCUAACUCUGGUGAACGGGGUGGGAGAAGGAGGAGGGCUAACGGAAGACAUUUGUUCUCAUAGUGAUCAAAUCUGAUAGAAAUCAUCUCUGGCAUCUUCAAAAGGUAAAAACCAAACUCAUUUGCAUCAGCAGAUUCCUGGAAUCUUGUGUUUUAUACCCUUGUGUUUGCUUCAGUGUUGUAGUGAUUGCCUCGUGAACAUGGUGGUUGCUUUGUAUACCUGAUUGUCCAAGUGGCACCAAUAUUUUUUUUAUCUUUUCAGAGGUUACCAUGAUCCAAAGGCUAGCAAUUGCAAAAUGUUUCAAAAAGAUGUCCACUCUUAAGAAUUAAUAUAGAUUUUCAACCAGAAAUGCAUCCUUCACAGCAGUCCUUUUGUAAUUUUGGACAAAGGACUGCUUUAUUAUUAAAGGUCUAAGAGUUUUAGAAGCCAUGUAAGCAAAGACUUUGAGGAUCUAACCUUAUGUUGAAUUCAGUAGUUUCAUCAACUUCUCACUUGCAUAUAUGGAAAUGAAACAAUGGUUUCAGUCUAAUUUUGCAUCAUGGUACAACCGGUAGUAUUUGGGGAGAAAAAAAAUGUUGAAAAGUUUAGAAACUGAACUGUUUGUGUUUAAGUCUGCAAGCCUAUCAAUUUUUAGAAGAAAAGGAAUUUUUCUUACACUCACUGAACAUUUUCUUUAUUUCAAAGCCACCUUGCCCUCAUUGACCUGCACAGCAUUUUAUGAAGUCCUUCCUGAUAGUUUUCAGAAGAAUGUACUGGGGGUGUUAGCACUACAAAUGGGGUAUUGGGAGGGAAAACAUGGAAAUGAAUAAACUCUUCUCUCCAGAAGGAUUACCAUACAAAACUACAUCAGAAAAGAGAGUUAGUUUGAAUAAUAUAACAUCGAAUCAAGUAUUUGUUGAAGGCAUUUAGGUUGGUCACAGAAGUUGUAAGCUAAUAAGUUUAAGUUAUUUCUGUUAUCUCCUGUUUCAUGAUAGUAGUAUCCAUUGUGGCCAGCUUAAUGGCAAUUAAGCUUUCUUUCCUGUUAUGUGAUAUAUGCAAUUGAAAGGAGCAAUCAGACCUAGACUAGUUUCUUUGGUUGAUGAGAACCACAAAACAUAAGAAAAAAAUAGCAAUGUUACAAACAUAUUGAAAAGCCUAAAUUCUACUCUUGUCAUAAUUUUGAAUGAAAGAAUGCAGUAAGUCUCAAAUUAUUAAGUCCCAUUAAGACCUUUUCCAAAGGUCCUUAAAGUACAAACUUACAGUCAAGCCUUUAUUCAUCUGCAUAUGUAAUCCACUGUGCUAGAAGUAAUAGAAAAACUUUCAGAAUCAAAGUUCGACUUUUUGUGAACUUGCUGGAAAGACUGGACAAACAGUUGAAAGAAUAAAUAAAAGUUAACUAUAUCUUACAUAGUUUGGCAUUCAUUGAUCUUUCUGUUGUGCUGGUCAUCACUUCAUUGAUCACAUUUUGUUUGGUGAAUCAGCAGCGUUUUCAGUAUCAGCCGUGUCCUUGAACAUACUCCCAUUCAUAUAUGAAGUAGACUUGAUUCAGUUUUUGAGAGAAAAUCAUUGCUAGAAUUAGCACAGAUCUCCUACGCAUCGUUAGAUCCUCACUAGGUAUGUUUCUCUGUGUGUUUCCUUUCUCUCAUCCUGUCUGGCACUUGCAGCAAUAAGCAUCUUUGGUGAAUCAGUUGGGAGACGAGAUUAAGCAAUGAAGUACAGUACCUUAAGUCUAACUUCAGGUGGUUUUACACAGAGACUAGGAAAGAGGGGAAUAAGUCUGGGUAGUCUCCAUCAGGCAGUGCCCCCUAAUACAAGGCCGGGGGUUUAGCAGAGGUGAAAAACCUUUUAAGUAGUGAGUAGGGACUGCUGCUUAGACAUCAUUCUGUGUCAGUACCCUUAAUGACCAGAGAAGCAGCAGGCAGUAGAAACCCAUAGUAGAACAUGAGGGUCACCUCUGCAGGUCUGAAAGACAUUCCUAAUACCAUGUCUGUGCAGCAGCGAUACAUGAGGCGUAAGUCCUCUGUCAGCAGGGGAGGGGAGUUCCUCACCUUUCCAGCCUUGUGAGAAGGGCAUACUGCAAGGAGGUUACAAUCUUUGGACACAGCUUCUGACCACGACUGUUAAUUACAGGGUGCUGUCCCUGCCCUGUGAAGCAAAUCAAGUCUGUGACCAAACUGACUGCCAGUGAACACUCUUCUAAAUUAUUUAUGUCUCUGUAAUUGAUGUAUUGUAACGCUCAUUAAACCUAAAGGUUACACUUACUUCUUAAAUGUUACUGAAAAUCCCUUAAGUCAUCUUCUGUUCAGUUUUUGUUUUCAGGUGUCUGUAAUGUUCUGGGACAAUUUUGUUUCAUCCUUAUUAGUUACUGCUAUUUUUAGCAAGCUUGAGGUUUAUGUUUUAACAAAGCAGCAAGGUAUAUUUUGGCAUCUUAUGAGCCUGCAUU